Messenger RNA from Ananas comosus (pineapple), 7181 nucleotides. RefSeq lists its product as uncharacterized. Gene Ontology annotation, molecular function: RNA binding. The transcript is spliced from 29 exons. Gene Ontology annotation, cellular component: RNA N6-methyladenosine methyltransferase complex. Bases 218 to 6754 code for a protein of 2178 amino acids. Lineage: Eukaryota; Viridiplantae; Streptophyta; Magnoliopsida; Poales; Bromeliaceae. The record is from RefSeq and is a predicted model, not a curated record.
CCCUCCAUUACCCUGCUUCUUCUCCCUCUCCGAUCCUCCCCCCUUCUCUUUCUCUCUCUCUCAUUGUGUUUGAUCCUUCUCCGUGGGGGGACGGAGGAGAAAUUGGGGCGAGUUGAAGAAGAUAUGGUUGAAGCCUCACCAAGCAGAGGGGUAAUGGGCCGAACGAAACCCUAAUUCCUAAUUAUAGGCAUGUUUAGCUAGAUUUCAAUAAGACAGAAUGGGUCGUCCAGAGCCGUAUGUUUUAUUUGCCCAAACAAUUCUUCAUUCUCAACUUGACGAGUAUGUCGAUGAGGUAAUAUUUGCUGAACCUGUUGUAAUCACUGCUUGUGAGUUUCUUGAGCAGAAUGCCUCCCCUUCCACGCCAAGUAUAUCGCUGAUUGGGGCUACUUCACCUCCUUCGUUUGCUUUGGAGGUUUUUGUCCAUUGUGAAGGGGAGUCACGAUUUAGGCGCCUUUGCCAGCCUUUCCUAUACUCGCAUUCUUCAUCCAAUGUGUUGGAAGUUGAGGCCAUUGUUACCAACCACUUGGUGUUGCGUGGCAGUUAUCGCAGUCUCACGCUGGUUGUUUAUGGAAAUACAGCUGAGGACCUUGGUCAAUUUAACAUAGAAGUGGAUUUGGACAAUUCUCUCACAAAUGUAGUUUGUUCUCCAUCAGAGGGAAGGCUUGAAGACCUCCCGCUAGCAUUACAUUCAUCUGAAUUGGCAUUUGAGGAAUCAGUGUCUUCACUAAAAUCCUUAGGUUUUCGAUCUCCUGAAUUCGAUAUUUUGCCUGAAGUGAAGCAAUUUUUGUUGCUAGCCUUUCAGAUAUGCCAAUUAGUCGAUACUAACGACAUGGCUUCUAAUGUCGUAAGUGCUGUUGAGUCAGUCGCUUCAUCGUGUGCUGUGGUUAACACUGACAGCGCACUGCAUUCUUGGGACCAAGAAUUGUUGAGUGCACUCGUUGGCAGCAAAAGAGAUAGUCCAAAGUUUCUUAAUGUUCUUGCUGAUGCUAGGAAUGAGCUUCUUGAAAUCUGGAAGAAUCUUCAAUCUGAAAAUGGAAGUUGUGAAUUAAUGGAAGAUGAAUUGGAAACCCAGUUGCCUACCACUGAAAUGCUUGUUGACAUGUUUUAUCAAUGUUUCCCGUUCUUUAGGAAAGCCUCCACUCUUGACCUUCCGUUCUUCUCUCAGAGCAAAAACUUGGUUUUCGCCUUGGGCUUGAUCCUUCUUGUCUGCUCUUCAAGGGAGGGUUGCUCUCAUUUUGUUAGUGGUGGUGGAAUGGAUCAAAUUAUUCAUCUUCUUCACCGAGAGAUACCGAAAUCAACAGCUACCACAUUACUCUUACUUCUUAUCAUUGAGUGUGCUACUCGACAUGGCAUUGGAUGUGAAUCAUUUCUGGGGUGGUGGCCACGUAGAGAUUUUGUCGUCCCGUUUCGUGUUAGUGACGGUUACUGCUAUCUAUUGGAAUUGCUAUUGGAAAAGCAGAGAGAUGAUAUUGCCUCUCUUUCUACGUAUGUCCUACAUCGGUUGCGUUUCUUUGAGAUAUUGUCCAGAUAUGAGUCUGCAGUGGUCUUCUUACUGACCAACCUACCCGCUGAUGGUCAGCUUGCCACUGAUGGAGUUACAUCCCUUGUUGAUGCAAAUUCACAGCUUAAGCAUAUCUUGAAAUCAAUAAAUUCUUAUGGCCCUAUUGAAGAUCCCUCACCACGGUUUGUGCGAAGAAUAUCUAAUCUUGGCAAUACUGAAGAUUUAUUGUCUUAUAAAGCAACCGUCAACUUUAUAGCCACGUCCAAGUAUAGUUUUGCAAGGUCUGAUUUUGAUCCGUAUCUGUUAUCCCUUUUAAAGGAACGGGGAUUUUUUCCUUUGUCAGCUGCUUUGUUAUCAUCUGCCACAUUGAGAUCAGCCAGUGGGAGUGCGGCAGACAGUUUUUUGGAGAUUGCUACAUCACUUGAGCUCAUAUUGCUUUCUUUCCUUUUCUGUCGUUCAGGCUUAUCGUUUCUGCUUGUUCAACCUGAAGCAACUGAGCUCUUGAUUCUCGCCUUUCAAGAUGGGGAAGAUAUCAGUAAAACAGAAUGCAUGACUCUCAGACAGGCAACUGUUCUUUUGUCGAAGGGAUUCUUUUGCCGUCCGCAAGAAGUUGGGAUGAUUAUAGAGCUCUAUCUUAGAGUGGUAACUGCUGUUAGUCGCUUACUUGCUGCUGCUCCUAAUUCCGAUGAAUUUCUAUGGGCUCUUUGGGAACUCUGUGCUAUAUCCAGGACUGAUACUGGUCGGAAAGCUUUGUUGGCACUAGGCUAUUUCCCAGAGGCUCUUUCAGUUCUGCUGGAGGCAUUGCGUUCAUACAAAGAUCUAGAGCAAACUGCUAUAACCAGCGGAGCCUCACCUUUAAGUUCAGCCAUCCUUCAUUCUGCUGCGGAAAUUUUUGAAGUGAUGGUCGCAGAUUCUGCUGCUUCAUCUCUUAAAUCUUGGAUUGGACUGGCUGUAGAGCUUCACAAGGCUCUACACUUAUCUUCUCCAGGAUCGAAUAGGCAGGAUGCUCCUACAAGGUUGCUGAAAUGGAUAGAUGCUGGUGUUAUUUACCACAAGAACGGGACUAUUGGGCUCCUUCAAUAUGCUGCUAUUUUAGCUUCUGGGGGAGAUGCUCAUCUUUCUUCGUCGAGUAUACUUGUAUCUGAUUCAAUUGAUGUAGAGAAUGUAUUUGGGGAUUCAACCAGCAGUUCAGAUGGCCUGGUUAUUGAUAAUCUUCUUGGAAAGCUCGUCUCUGACAAGUACUUUGAUGGAGUCCCCCUUACCAGCACUUCUAUAGUUCAACUGACAACAGCGCUUCGUAUUUUGGCAUAUAUUUCUGAAGAUUCAGCUGUGGCUGCAACUCUUUUUGAAGAGGGGGCUGUUACUCUCGUGUAUGUGGUUUUAGUCAAUUGCAAGUCUAUGCUCGAGCGCUGGUCUAACAGUUAUGAUUACCUUGUUGAUGAAGGAGCAGAGUCAAGCUCGACUACUGAUUUGCUUUUUGGCCGAAGUCAUGAAAAGCGCCUUCUUGAUCUUAUUAUUCCUUCUCUUGUCUUGUUGAUUAAUCUCCUUCGGAAAUUGCAGGAGACAAAGGAGCAGUACCGCAAUAAAAAGUUACUUAAUGCACUUCUACAACUCCAUCGGGAAGUAAGCCCAAGACUAGCAGCGUGUGCCGCAGAUUUAUCCUUCUUAUAUCCUAGCCCUGCUCUGGGCCAUGGUGCCAUUUGUCAUCUUAUUACAUCGGCAGUUGCUUCCUGGCCCAUUUUUGGUUGGGCCCCUGGACUCUUCCAUUCUCUUCUUGAAAACAUUCAGGCCACUUCCUCGGCAGCACUGGGCCCAAAAGAUGUCUGUAGUCUACUUUCUCUUCUGGGUUAUCUAUUUCCAGAUGAAGGUAUAUGGCUGUGGAAAAAUGAAAUGCCCCCACUGAGUGCUGUUAGAGCUUUGAGUAUUGCAACAGUUUUAGGACCUCAAGUAGAGAGACAGAUUAACUGGUACUUGUUGCCAGAACAUUCGUCACUACUGCUCAUUCGGUUGACACCACAGCUCGAUAAAAUUGCACAAGUUGUCCUGCACUAUGCUACUUCGGGUUUAGUGGUCAUACAAGAUAUGCUUCGAGUUCUAAUAGCCCGCAUUGCCUCCCAAAGGGCAGAAUGUGCAGUUGUACUUCUACGGCCAACAAUCUCAUGGUUGGAUAAUCAUGUUGAUGAAUCAUCUCUAUCAGAUACAGAUAUCUUCAAGGUGCAUCAAUUGCUUCACUUUAUCGCUAGCUUGUUAGAACACCCCAACUCCACGGCGUUAUUAAGUAAGAUGGGGACUGUUAGGAUACUUGGUAAAGUACUAGAGAUAUGUAGCAACGCAUUUUAUUCGGAAGGAAAGCUGACUCGUGAAAGCAGAGGUUCUUCUAGAAAUAAUAUUUUGCUUAGCUGGAGUCUUCCUGCAUUUAAGUCUUUGGCAUUGAUCUUUAAUGCCCAGUCAUCCCCAAAACAAAUUGCAGUGCAUGACGAGUUCUUGAAUGAAAACAUCAGUCUUGAAGAAAGCUCUUUGAUUGUGCGCCAUCUCCUGAAGUUAUGUCAGGUACUACCAGUUGGAAAGGAAUUGUUGGCAUGUGCCAUGGCUUUCAAGGAGCUAGUUUCGUCCAAACAGGGUAGAAGUUCUCUUUCAGUAAUAUAUUCUCAAGCUUUAGGUCCUAAUCAGGAGCUAGAACAAGAUGAAAGGGAUACUGAUGAAAACUAUUCCAAUGAGUAUAGUUGGUUGCAGUCCCUUCCCUUCUUAAAAUGCUGGAAGAAGCUUUUGAGAUCUCUGGAUUCUAAUGACAGUUGUGCGAACUUUGUGGUAGAAACAGUUUAUGUGUUAUCGUUGAGUGCUGUUUGCCUAAGCUUGGAAGGUGACAGUGUGGAGGGAAUCAAUAUUUUGAAGUACCUUUUUGGGCUUCCAUGUGAGCCAGGCGGUGCUGCAGAUAUUUCUGAUGAAAAGCUGAACGAGGUUGUAAAUUUGCUAAAAACAUUGGAGGGAAAUAUUGCUGAGAAUGAGAAUUCAACUGCGAUAGUCGGAAAAUCCGCUUUAGAUCAUGUCAAGGAGUCCUUAAAAGCAGUAUCUCUUCUGCUUCACAGCACUUCUGAUUCACUAUCCAAUUCACAACUAGCUGUUUGUACAGAAAGUCUUGAAACCCCCAGCAAUGCUAUUCGAUCCAUUGUUAUGACAUCACAGUUAAUGCCAUCUUUAAGCACAUUACCGUUGAAUGAAGAGGCUGCACUUUUUUUCUCGAAUGCCUGGAAAUUCAUUGGAGAUUCAGAGAAAACUAGCAAUGACUUUCCAAACGGGGAAUUCUUGGAGAAAUUUGUGUGGGAAUGUUCUGAUUCUUCUCUUGGGAAGCAUCUGUUGCCAGCUCAAUCUGCAAAGAGGAGACUUCCACCAGGAGAUGGAUCCAGUAAACGUACACGGGAUGCUGCCGGUUCCGAAGCUACUACGUCGAAUGUGUUUUCUCGAGGGGUGAAUGCACAAAACGCCCCUCUAGGACCCACUCGCAGGGAUACAUUCCGUCAGCGCAAACCUAACACGAGCAGACCGCCUUCAAUGCAUGUAGAUGACUAUGUCGCGAGAGAGAGAAACAUUGAUGGUGCAAGUAGUGGAUCUAAUAUAGUAAAUACUAACCAGCGUGGUGGGUCCAUUAGUGGACGGCCUCCAUCGAUCCAUGUGGAUGAAUUCAUGGCAAGGCAAAGGGAGCGCCAAAAUUCCAUUCCCACUCUUGCAGCUGGUGAUGCAUCACAACCCAAGAGUUCGGAUCUCCUGAAUAAUAAUGGUCCUCCUAAACCUGAUCAACCGCAGAAGCUAAGAGCUGAUCUUGAUGAUGAUGAGAUUGAUAUCGUUUUUGAUGAGGAACCGGGCUCUGAUGAUAAGCUACCAUUUCCCCAACCAGAAGAAAAUUUGCCAUCACCAACUGUUGCUGUGGUCAAAAGCUCUCCAGGUUCAGUCGUCGAGGAGAGUGAAGGAGAUCGAAAUGGAAAUGUUCGUUUUAAUCAGAUUGGUAGUACACCACAAGCAUCUAGAUCUCAAAUAUCCACAACACAAGAAUUGAGCGUGCCUUCAGAGAAGAACACUUCCUUGCGUGAUCGAUCUGAAUCGAAUUAUUCUUCACAACCUUCAACAAAUAUUGCUGGCUUUCCCUCUCCUUUUUCUAAUGCACGAAGUUCAGCACCAUUGCCACUUCAACAAUUUUCCUCGUCCUAUUUAUAUCAGGGGAAAAGCCCACAGAAGGAACAGACGCUUGGUAAUGCACAGCCUCCUUUGCCUCCAACGCCCCCUCCAGCUGCUGUCGUUUCGUCACCAUUUGUGAACACUUCAAGAGAUGUGCAACCACCACUUCCUACUGGAUAUCCCCUUCAAGCAUUCGAUGUUGGUGGCCCCAAUAAUGUUGCUGGGCUACAGCUUCAGUCGGAGAAUAUGUUAUCAACUGGUAAUGGUUCGUGGAAUUCUAUCACAGGAAGUAGGAUGCAUUUGCCUCCGCUUCCUCCCCCACCGUACUCUAAUCCAAUCACUCAUUCGCCUGCACUGCAUUCUGGUUCCCCAGCCUCACUGUAUAACCCAAGUACCUCUAACGUCGGAACCCUAACCUUACCUACACCUUCACUUAUUAGUGAUACGGGGUUGGGCAUCCUCCCUGCAUCAGGAAAUAAUAAUCUAUCUGCGUAUUCACUACCACCAUUCACGCCAUCAUUGCUGAUCAAUCGACCCAAUUCAUUGCCCGGAUCAGUUUUUAGUCCACAGCAAGGUCAGAUUCCUUCUAAUCUCUCACAUAUCCUCCCAAACUCCCAGCCUUCAUCCAUACAACCACGACCGCCACCGCCACCGCCGCCACCACCUCAGCUACCACAUCCUUCUCAGACUCCGCAGCAAGCAACUCCUAUUCAAAUGCCACAACCACAUGCUGAGCAAGCUAUGCCAUUCGCACAAAGCUCCGUUCAACUUCAGGUUCCCUUACAGUUUCAGCAGCAGCUGCAUGUUCCUCAGAUGCAGUUUUAUUAUCCAACCCAACAACUGGAAUCUGUUUUACCACAACCAUCACAGCCGGCGGUUGAGCAUCAGCAACCUCAAAAUCAGGGUCUUCAAGUUGAUAGCUUGUCUCAACAGCAAAAAGAUGCGGGGAUAAGUUUACAGCAAUAUUUCUCCUCUCCCGAAGCUAUUCAGUCACUGCUAAGUGACCGAGAAAAGCUUUGCCAGCUUCUAGAGCAGCAUCCUAAACUAAUGCAGAUGCUUCAGGAGCGGUUGGGCCAGAUAUAGCUGUCCGCGACACUUGGAAUGGCGGGAUCACAUAUCUGUUACGUUUUUCACGACGAAACGAAACUGAUUAUACUGCCACCAGGGAUCACAUCUCUGAACUCGGGACUGAUUAUACUACUACCAAGGAUCACCUCUCACAUUUUACAAGAAACUCGGGACUGAUUGUACCGCCACCAGCGAUCUCUCUCUCUCUCUCUCUCUCAUGGCAGCAGUUCUCUCUACAGGCUAGGCCAAGCAAAAUUCAUUAUCUUAGGACUAGCAUCAUAGCUCUUGUAAGCAGCUGGCCAUGCCCAUUUAAUUCACAUGUAACAUUGUUUUCUGUAUAAGCUGUGCAUAAAAUGUAACAUUAGUAGUUAAGAAACAUGUAACGUUUUGUACGCUUAAUAGUAAAUUUUCCAAAAGUUGGGUGCAGUUGCAUGUAAAUCAA